Molecule: messenger RNA, 4340 nt
Organism: Athene cunicularia (burrowing owl)
Lineage: Eukaryota; Metazoa; Chordata; Aves; Strigiformes; Strigidae
Product: poly [ADP-ribose] polymerase 12-like
Exons: 9
Coding region: 3386-4297 (303 amino acids)
Molecular function (GO): NAD+ poly-ADP-ribosyltransferase activity
Source: RefSeq, a predicted model, not a curated record
AUAAAUCAUUUGACAAGUGCAGGGAAACCAUACUUGGGUGCUUCUGCUGACUGUGCAGGAAAAUGAUCUUGCAGGGCUAUAUAUAGGAUGACUGCUCCAAGACCUGUCAGAUACUGGAAAUGCAGACAGAUAUAGUACCACUGUUACACUGACAGUUAGAAAUCAGAGGUUCAACAGGUCUAUGGAUGACAUUGCAAUUAAAAGUGAUAAAAAUAAAAUGUAUGAUGUUCAGAAGAUAGCAGUUUACAGUUUGUGGUGAGUUGUUUAGAGAGGAUGGUAUGCUGCUCCCAGCAAAGCUAUAUAAAUAUUUUCUACCAAGCCAGAAUGUUUUUCCUAGAGCUGAUAUCUCAUGCCUACUGAAGCUCUUGGCUUCAGUUCAGAAGAGUAUUUUACUAGAGGAUUCACAUAUACAAAAAUGAACCUGUGGGAUCUGAUCCUAUAGAUCUCAUCAGUCAAAGGGAAGCGCAGAAGUUGUGCAAUUGUGGAGGUGAAAGCCAGAUGACUAUAUGGGAGGUCAAAAGCCAGUCAAGAACGGCCAGAUGGGGAAUAAACAAAGUUCAACUUCAUAAUCACAUUUGUGGUGGUUUUGUGUUUGUAGGUUUGGGGUUUUUUUAAUACAAUGUCUAUAAAACGCCCUGAGAGUGCAGCCUUUCCAGAGACUAAAACAGAGGUUUAUGUGUUUCAGCUGCUACUGAUCUGGUCUGACUGGAUCAUCAGGAAAUAAAAAUGUUCUGGGCAAUUCAACUGAACAUAAUUUGUGCAACAAAACAAAAGUUUGCAUCUGAAUAAGUUUAUGUAGUUAGUACUACUUGACCUGUUGUUAUGCUUUAUGCUUCAGAGCUCUGCUGGGAAAUGCUGUCAGCCUUUUAGACCUAAAGGCUGGAGGUCAGACUGGAAAGCUUCAAACCCUUCUCUGAUUUCCAUGGGGAAGAACAGAGCGGAGCUCAGGCUUCAAGGUAAAGGAACACAAACAGUCAGGACAGUGCAGAGCUCUGUGGGGGCUGACUGAGCCUGCUUCCCAGGGCUCUGUGCUUGCUCUGCACUAGUUUGGGUCACUCUGGGCAGUGCUGUGUGCUGCACCCCCCCACCCCACCCAGUGUGUUAACCAACAUGGACAGCAUGUUUGAGAUGCACCCGCUUUCUGCAUUGAGAUUUGGGGUUUGCUUUGCAAGGCAAUGCCAGCUUUUGGCUUUCAAAGAAUGAUGUUCAGCAGAAGCUGCUCCCAACAGAAAUCUUGAAAGAAUAAGGUCCUGAAUAUGGAUGGGAGGAAUCAGUUCAAGGUAAGUGCUGGUGAGAAAUAACAGGAACCAAGCAGUAGGGAUAAACUACGCUGGUUUGUAGGAAUGUUGAUUUUAUUGAUGCAUCUGCCAAAAACUACAGCUGUGCCUGGCCGGUCUGCUCAUGCCUGGCAGAUGCGCGUGUGUGUGGCGCAGUAACCAGAAGGAAAUGCUACUCUGUUCUGUUUCCUAUGGGGCAGUGGCCAGCAGAGAGGCAUCCAUGACUUCCCACAGAGAGAGACUCCGAGAGAGACAGCAGGGUACAAACGUGCAGCUCAAACAGGCUCAAAGAAGCACAAACAGGCCAGUCGAAUUUUAUCUCUGAAGGUUUUACUGCUCCUGGGAGACCUUUCUCAUGCGGAGCAAGGGUUCAGAGGGCUUGUCUGACUGGCAGGCACGUGGCUGAUGCCCUCAGCUCCCGGGGUUGGCAGCUGGCAGCCCGACAGCAGGACUGUGAGUAGGGGAGCUGGGGAGACAGAGUGUGCCGGGCUCUAACAACUUUUCCAGGGUAAUGCUGAGCUGGGAGGGAGGAAGUUGGUGAUUUAAUGGUUUGUGGGCUUGGCUGUAGGGCCUGCUGGAAGGAUACCUGCUUGCUGUUACUCAUACAGUAAGCUGUGUUUAUAUCUUCACUAAUUCAUCCUUUCUUCCACAUGAGGGAGAAGCGUGUAAGAAAAAGGGUGGCAUGAGGUUGCUUUUUACAUAUAAAAUCAUCUCUGUAUAAAGCUAUUCCUGUGGAGAUAUAAAAAGCAAUUUACAGGGUAUCUCACAGCUGCACAAGACGCAAAAUCUUCAGCAAAAGGUGGAGGACACUGCCUGUCUUGCCAGUGAAAUAUUUCACUGGUCUGCUUUAUUAAGUGUUUCACAUGUUUCUUUCUUGUUGGGGUUAGCUGGUGAGUGGAAAAUCCCUGCAAGGAGCAGAAACACUGGCAAGUGAAAGUGAAAGUAGGGCACAGCCAGACAUUUUGGAAAACUGAUGGGGUUAGGGCAGACUGGGGACCCUGGGUCUUGUCAGGGAUUAGCAUUCAUCUAUAGAGCGGGGCGAGAGGGAAGUGGGAUGGUGAGAGCAAUGAAGAAAAGCUGCCUGGAAACACCAACCCACCCAACUCUCUUGCUUUCCUUUCUGUUUUCCAUCUACCCCUUAAAUCCCACACUUCAAAUUCACAAACUUCAAAUUCUUCUGCCACAGCAGCAGCAACAGCAGCACACUGCUGUGCAGAGGGGAGAAAAGGGACAGCCACAACCAAAAAAAGCUCUCAGGAGUGCUGGGUCUCAUGAAUCUCCUGCAAUGGCGUUUGAGAGAAAAUGAAUUGGGAGAAUUUUUCUAGGAACAGGUUUGGCUGGUGUACUGCAUACAAAGUGCAGCUGUGGUCCGAAGACAGCAGUGGAACAAGCGAAGGCUGAGAAGGAGACUCGGGUGUUUCCUUGCUCUUUGUUCUGGCAGUCUUGGGGCUGCCAAGCCUUUCUUUGUGGACCUUUGAACUGUAACCAGCUCUAUAAGGGAGUUCCUCCUAUAAUGAUUUCACCUGAUUAGCCUGCUCUGAAUACCGGUGAUCCCUGCCAAAGUAUGGAAUGCGCCAGAGCUGGAUAAAUGAUCAUUUCCAGUUUCUGUUCAAAUACUGUGUUCAAGUUCUUCAGGCAGCUCUGAGUAGUUCAGCCACAGACCCUUUCAAACUCCACAGCAGGCAGGUGGGCAGGUCUCGUCUGUGGGUAUGUGCUCCACAGGAGGGUAAUGUUAUAGAAACAACGAAGUGAUAAGAUGCAUAGAAAAAUGUUGGCUGAGCCCAAAACUGGGACAAGCAAAGGAGCUUGAAACACAGCGGCAAGCAAAGUAAAAUCCUCUGAUUUUGAAUUAUUGGCGCCUACCUGUUUCAGAUUGUUCUCUUUGUAGGUGCUGUGUCUCCAGGAUAGAGCACAGAGCAGAGACUUCACUGGCUCAACUUCACUCCUUCCUUCCUGACUCUUCUACCUACCCCCACUUGCCAAGUGAUGCAGGGGGGGGAUGGAGAGUGGGCAUUGACCUCAGUCCUUAAGUGGCCAAGCAAGCAGCCAGCCAUCGGUCAGCUCUUCUGUGCCGGUGGUGUCUUCCGACUCAUCUGUCCGCUCCCAAAAUGGAGUAUGCCUGGUACUGGCUCGAUGAUUCUGGGCAGUGGAUUGAGUAUGGGGAAGAGCAUCCGGAUCACUGCCCUGCCACGAUGUCAUCUGCAGAUCUGGAGAAAGAAUUUCUAGCUGACGAGAAAGGCAGUGUGUUAUUCAGAGCUGGUUCUCAGAAGUAUAAGUUAAACUUUAAAGACAUGAUCCAAACAAAUGUGAUCUAUAAAACUGAAAGAAGAGUUACCCGAUGGCCAAAAUUUCUGUCCAUUGAAGAUCAACAAAACAGAAGGCAAAACAUGACACUGUCAAGUUUUGUCUGUCCUCCACAAUGGGACAAAUCUGCACUGCCUGAUAUCGGGUUCAAGUUGGUACAGAUCAGCUACAGUUCCCAGGAAUAUCAAAAAAUUAAGAUGCUGUUUGGGAAGACGAUGAAAGAUUACUUCAUCCACCAAAUCCAGAGAAUCCAGAACCCAACACUUUGGCAAGUUUUUCAGUGGCAAAAAGAGCAAAUGAAGAAGCUCAAUAAAUCAAAAUGCGUGGAUGAGCGGCUCCUGUUCCAUGGGACGAGUCUGUCCCACAUGUCUGCCAUCUGUGAGCAGAACUUUGACUGGAGGAUCUGUGGGACUCAUGGGUCACUGUAUGGAAAAGGAAGCUACUUUGCCAGAGACGCCAGCUAUUCUCAUGACUACUGUUCCUCUCUUGAUGGUCGCUACAGCAUGUUUGUAGCUCACGUUCUUGUUGGAGACUUUGUUCAGGGAAACCCUGAAUACCUUCGCCCUCCAGCCAGAACCAGCAAUUCAAACAGACUUUAUGACAGCUGUGUGGAUGACCCGAUAGAUCCUUCCAUCUUUGUCAUCUUUGAGAAGCACCAGAUUUACCCUGCCUAUAUUGUGGAGUACAGCAGCGAGUCCCAGUGUAUAAUCCUAUAAUGAAUGAUGGAAUGUCCUUUGAAUUUACACUGAAUAAAUUACA